This is a messenger RNA of Dromiciops gliroides (monito del monte), 3642 nucleotides long. RefSeq names its product RUN and FYVE domain containing 1 (gene RUFY1). Gene Ontology annotation, cellular component: cytoplasm. The record is from RefSeq and is a predicted model, not a curated record. Gene Ontology annotation, biological process: regulation of endocytosis; protein transport. Lineage: Eukaryota; Metazoa; Chordata; Mammalia; Microbiotheria; Microbiotheriidae. Bases 454 to 2256 code for a protein of 600 amino acids. The transcript has 18 exons. Gene Ontology annotation, molecular function: metal ion binding.
GCCUUCGGGGUCCAGUGGUGGGGCCGUUGUACCGGCUAGUCCACUGGGCCUCUGCAGCGCCCCUGGUGGGCGGGAAGCCCAGGGAGUGGGGUGGGUGAGGGCCGGGAGGCCAGCCGGGCAUCUCAGGAUAGAGAGCUUAGAAAGACUCGGCAGGAGGCGGCCAGGCCCUGGGAGAGGCCGACCCCUUAGGGCUGCGAGUAUGCAGGCCGGUGGGCCCUGGAGAGAAGCCGGCGCCCGAGUGGGGCCUUGGGCAAAUCAUCCCCCAUCCCUUUCCUGGGUCUCAGUGUCCUCCUUUGUAAAAUGAAGGAGUUGGACUCCCUGACCUCCAAGGCCUCUUGGCAGAGCUUAAAAUCCUAGGAUGGGGUAUGAGUUUAGUUCCCUGGGGGGAUGGCGAGGAAAAUGCUUGUCAAAAUGUGAAAAGGCAUCCUGUGGGUGUGAGCUACUAAAUGCCAAAUGAUGGAAGAACGUUCCAACCUGAUGAAUAUGAUGAAGCUGAGUAUCAAAGUCCUGAUCCAGUCAGCACUGAGCCUAGGUAGAAGCUUGGACACAGACUACGCCCCUUUGCAACAAUUCUUUGUGGUCAUGGAGCACUGUCUCAAACAUGGCCUGAAAGUUAAGAAGAGUUUUAUUGGCCAAAAUAAGUCUUUCUUUGGUCCCCUGGAGCUGGUGGAGAAACUUUGUCCAGAAGCAUCAGAUAUAGCUACUAGUGUUAAAAAUCUGCCGGAGUUAAAGACAGCAGUAGGAAGAGGAAGGGCUUGGCUUUACCUUGCACUCAUGCAGAAGAAAUUGGCAGAUUAUCUGAAAGUGCUUAUAGAUAAUAAGCAUCUCUUAAGUGAAUUCUAUGAACCUGAAGCAUUGAUGAUGGAAGAAGAAGGAACAGUAAUUGUAGGUCUGCUGGUGGGACUCAAUGUUCUUGAUGCUAACCUUUGCUUAAAAGGAGAAGAUCUAGACUCUCAGGUUGGAGUGAUCGAUUUUUCCUUAUAUCUCAAGGAUGUGCAAGAUAUUGAUGGUGACAGAGAGCAUGAAAGAAUUACUGAUGUCCUUGAUCAGAAGAAUUAUGUGGAAGAACUUAACAGACACUUAAGCUGCACCGUUGGGGAUCUUCAGGCCAAGAUAGAUUGUCUAGAAAAAACCAAUUCAAAACUUCAAGAAGAGCUUUCAGCAGCUACAGAUCGGAUUGAUUCACUUCAAGAAGAACAGCGACAGUUAAAAGAACAAAAUGAAUUAAUCCGGGAAAGAAGUGAAAAGAGUGUAGAGGUAACAAAACAGGAUACAAAGGUAGAGCUUGAGACUUACAAACAAACCCGACAAGGCCUGGAUGAAAUGUAUAGUGAUGUAUGGAAACAGCUGAAAGAGGAAAAAAGAGUCCGAAUGGAACUAGAGAAAGAACUGGAGCUGCAAAUUGGAAUGAAAACAGAAAUGGAGAUUGCAAUGAAACUACUAGAAAAGGAUACACAUGAAAAACAAGACACACUAGUUGCUCUUCGCCAACAACUAGAAGAAGUCAAAGCAAUUAACUUGCAGAUGUUUCAUAAAGCCCAGAAUACAGAGAGCUGCUUACAACAGAAGAAUGAAGCAAUCAUAUCUUAUGAGGGAAAAACCAAUCAAGUAAUGUCCGCCAUGAAAGAAAUGGAAGAGAGAUUACAACACUCUGAAAAGGCCAGGCAAGGUGCUGAAGAGAGAAACAACAAACUGAAACAAGAAUUUGGUGGCAAAGUUGAAACCCUACAACAGCAACUCUCCCAACUGGACAAACAAUGCUCAAGUCUCGAGAGAGAGCUGAAGUCAGAAAAAGAACAAAGGCAGGCUCUUCAGAAAGAGUUGCAGCAAGAGAAAGAUGCCACCUCUCUACUCAAAACUGAGUUGCACCAGGUAGAAGGAUUGAAAAAGGAACUUCAAAAACUAUAUGAGAAGAAGGAAGAAUUACAGAAGAUUUGUGAAGAACAAGAACAAGCACUACAGGAAAUGGGAUUGCACCUUAGUCAAUCAAAGCUGAAGAUGGAAGAUAUAAAAGAGGUCAACAAGGCACUAAAGGGUCACACCUGGCUAAAAGAUGAUGAAGCAACAUACUGCAAACAAUGUGAGAAAGAAUUCUCCAUCUCCCGAAGGAAGCAUCACUGUCGAAACUGUGGACACAUCUUUUGUAACACAUGUUCAAGCAAUGAACUUGCACUGCCUUCCUACCCAAGGCCUGUACGUGUGUGUGAUGCCUGCCACACUCUCCUCCUUCAGAGAUAUUCAUCCAGUUCUUCCUAGGGGUCAUGAUGAAAAGGCUCUAAGUUAGCUGCAGAACAAAUCAGUUCCUGCUUCCCAACAAGCUUGGAAAUGUGAAUUUUGCAGAAUUUCUGAUUAAAGAAAUGUUCCUGAAAGUUUAACUGUUCAUCAUUCUGGAAAAGGGCAAAGGCAGCCCUUGGAACAGUAACCAGAUCCUGUUUGUACUUCCUGUUAAUGCAGUCUGUAUGUUACUUACAGGAAGAUUUUUUUGAGAGCAAAGAGAAAAAUGUUCAUAAACAGUACUUUAUAUUUUAAUGUACUUUGUCCUUUAAUGUGUUGAAAUACUGAGGUGUGCUUUUUAUAGUCUAAGAUUUCUCCUAUCCUCUUGAUUUUGGUCCUCUUCAGAAUGGUUAUUUUUCUGCACAAUGAAUCUUAAGGGUUUGCUACUGUAAUUUUUCACUUGUAAAAUAAUCAAAAUUACUUGGGAUUGGAUUAUGUACAGCUACAGAUUUUUUUCACCUUUGAAAGCUUCUGAUUCAUGUAUCUCCACAAAAAUGGAUUUCCUUUCCUUAAGCUAAAAUAAACAUCAAGGUUUGUUUCUCAUGCCCAUAAGAUAUAAUAAAAGCUUUUGAUUUGUUGUUCAAGUGUGCACAUUAAGAAGAUACAUUUUGUAGAGGAAAAAAAACUGAGGGCCUAAAGAGAGGAAGUGAUUUGUUUGAGCAAAGGCCACUAAGUCCAAACUCCUGCUCUUCAAGCCGCUGAACCACUUUUCUUUUCCCUUGACUCCAUCUUGUGUGUAUAGAAUAAUCAAAAAAACAUGGCUAGAAGUGUAUGUGUGGUCCCUCUAAUGCUUUCCUUACCUAUUCAGUUAUCACAUUGGAAAGACAUGAUAGAAACAGUUGAGUUGAAAGAAAGCAUGUGCUAAUAUUUAGAUAAGCUACCAGGAACUAAGACCUAAAAGCUUAACCUCAUGUGGUCCCUUACCUAGGUAAGGAUUAGGAUGGAAAUCUCCUUUUCCUAAGCUACAACCAGUUUGUCAUAUCUGACCUUCAUGACCCCAUGAGAUUUUCUUGGCAAAUAUCUUUGCCAUUUGCUUCUCCAGCUCAUUUUAUAGAUGAGGAAACUGAGGCAAAGAGGGUUAAGUGACUUGCCUAGAAUCACAUAGCUAUUAUGUGAGACUGUAUUUGAACUCUGGUCCUCCUGACUCCAGUCCCGGUGCUUUCUCCACUAUGUCACCUGAGCUUUUGGGCAAUUCGAAUGCCAAAGCUUGCCCAGGACAGAAUAAUCUACAGAGGGGAUAAGUGUUUUUUAACUGGCCUAAUCAAUUUUAUGAACACAGUACCAAGUAUCUAUGAACAAAGAUGAACAGAAACAAACCAUAAAAAAAUAAAUUUUUUUUAAAUGUAUUUUGUUAUGGUUUUUGUUUGU